This is a messenger RNA of Diatraea saccharalis (sugarcane borer), 12159 nucleotides long. Lineage: Eukaryota; Metazoa; Arthropoda; Insecta; Lepidoptera; Crambidae. The record is from the annotation of a GenBank genome assembly.
AUGCCGGCGCCCAGGCCUCAUACUCAAGGAAUGACAAACCAGUACAGUACAUCGUCUGCCCCAACUCUAAGACUGCUAUGCUCUAUAUCAGGUGGUACCAACCGAGCUCACUGGGAGGACGUUACCGAAAACACACCCCUCACAUUUGUUAAUGACUGUGUGUCGUUCACUACAACGGUAUCAGCAAGAUACUGGCUAAUCGAUUGCCGGCACAUCGAGGACGCCACUAAAAUGGCUACAGAAUUAUACAGGGAAGCAAUUCACGUUCCAUUUAUGGCCAAAUUCGUGGUUUAUGCCAAACGCACUGAUGAAUGCCAAGCACAACUUCGUAUGUUUUGUGUUACCGACGAUAAAGAAGAUAAAGCAUUAGAACGCAUUGAACGGUUUAUUCAAGUUGCUAAGAGCAGAGAUGUAGAGGUCCAUGAAGGAAAACCAAUUUAUUUAGAAUUUGGUGGGAACCUAGUACCUGUGGCAAAAUCAGGGGAACAAUUAUCAAUACCUUUCCGAGCCUUCAGAGAAAACAGAGUUGCUUUUCCGGUAAUGAUCAAGACUCAAGACUUGGAGCCAAUCUGCAGGUGUCAAUUCAUGAGAGAUCCUAAGGUUCCUAAAGGUGAACCAUCACCUACGCCGAUCGCAAUACUAAAUAUUAUGGUCCCUGAUGAUAUGCCAGUGGAAAGAAUUAGCCCCCAACUGACAGACACAGAAAUACCAAGACGCACGGAAGAGCAAGAACUCAUCUGGAGACAGCGACUCAGUGAUCCAAGGUUGGAAGAUAUCUGUAACUUACUUGGCAAAGACUGGGUAGCACUCGCUUACGAACUAGGUGUAAGUGUGGCUACUGUAAAUCAAAUACAAGCUAAAAGGAUUACUGCUGCGGAACAAGCCCAACUGAUGCUGAAACUUUGGAAAACUCAAUCAGGAACCAAAGCUCAGGAUACAUGCCUCGAACUUGCUUUGUGCCGUAUUGGUCGAGAUGAUAUAAUUGCACCUCAAUCUGAUGUGACCAAUGAAAGACGAAUUCAGCGUAAUAUUUACCAAGAGAGGCAAGCAUCGGAAGAAAUUGAAGCUUAUAAAGCUGAAGAAGACAAUAAGCUCAAAGAUAAGCUUUAUGAUGAGAAUCAUAUUGAAGAACAUCUAACGAGGGACUUAGAACAAGAUCACGAAGACGAAGCUAAAUAUUCUCCAGAGGAAAAAUCUAUAAUAGAGAAGAGUGAAAUAGAACGCACUCCAACACCAAGUGAAGAUAGUGAAGAGGAUGAAGAUACCGUUGAAGAAGAAAAAGAGAUCGAAAUUCACAGAGAAGAAAUAUUAGAAAUUAAAAAAGAAGAACCAAAAAUUAUAGAAAGAUCACAAGAACAAUUUAGGAAGUUUGACCCAACGUCACCUGCGAAACCUACUCCUAAACAUUUGCAAAGGCAUAUGAGAAAUGAAUCAAUGCGAUUCCCCUCAGGUGACUUUUCUAAUGUAACAAUCACCCCUAGAAAAUCUGUCAGUGAAACUACAGAAACCAAACACAUUUUAACAGAAAAAACAGACUCUUUUACAAAUGAAAUAAUAUCACAAAAAGAAAUUGUAAGUUCCAGAGUAGAAGAAAAAUUAGAUGAUGGUGAUCAUUCCCCUGAUUUAGUUGUGGAAGAUGACAAAGAUAUUGCAGAAGCUCCAUUAAAAGAAAAAAUUAGUUCUUUUGAAUCUAAAAUACUAAAAGAACCAUCUAUGGAACUACCGAAGACUACAGUGAAGUUAACCAAAGAAGCUCUGAAAAAGCAUACAAUGGAACAGGACCAGGCGGUAGAAUAUACACAAGAAUUUGUAAGAGAACAAUCUAAACAAAUAUCAACUACUGAAACACAAGAGCAUAUAGUGCAGAAAGAAAUGACUGAACAAACUGAUAUUAGUAAAUCCGUAAAAGAAACAAUACAGCAGUUUGACUCAAAAAUAAAAGAAGAGGAUAAGAGUAAAACUCUAUCAAAAACCGUCAGAACAGAUUCUACACUAGUUCAGGUUUCCUCAGAAGAAGACAGCGAAUUUUUGAAAAAAUCUACGGAUUCAGAAACUGAAACUGAAUCCAAAACGACCAUAAAAGGUGAUCAGUUAGAACAAAAAAGCAAAUUCAAACUUGAUAUGAAAUCUAACAUUCAAGAAAGUUUUGAGCACAAAAUUAAAGAGGAAAAACCAAAUGGAAAACAAGACAAAAAAUCUGACGAUGAUCAAAAGAAAGAUGAUCAAGCGUUGGUGAUUAAAUUCGAAAAGCAAAUGACGGAAGAAUUGAGGACAAAAGUAAGUGAAGAGGAAAUAAUGGAAGCUCUUGAGGAAAAAGACGUAUCUAUCAGUGAAAAGAUGAAAGAAAAGAUUGAAACUCAGUUAUCAAUAGCGAGUACUAAAUCAGAUUUAAGCAAACAUACCAAGACUGAUUCUAUGAGCUCCGAUGUACAAGACUUAAUUGCUCGUAAAAUUUCCCAAGAGUCCCCUAUACUAUCUGGUAUAGAUAAAGCAGAUUCUCUUGCUGACUUACAGCAGAGUACUGAAAAAGACUUCAGUUUUAUUUCACAAACUGAAUCAAAGGUAUAUUCCAAGGACUCGAAACACCGAGGUGAUUCUCUUGAUGAAGCAUCUCAAUUUUCUGACUUAGAGGACCAAAUUGGCACCAGCCCUGCCCAAAAGCCUUCUCAAGAUGAAGGAAUUGAAAAUGUGCUUCCUUCGAAUACAAAAGUUAAAAAUAUUUCAAUGGAUAUAUCGGGUAGAGCAAAUACUAGAGAUCAAACAUUAGAAUUUUUAAAAUAUGAAAACGAAUAUAGUGCACAAAUUAACGCACCUUUGGUUGCGGCAAUAAGCACAGAAAAGGUUUCUCCUAAAGAUUCACCUGUAAUUAGUGCAAAAGCUCGUCAAUUUAUAGAGACAGUUCCAGAAGAUGACUCUGUACAAGAAUGCUUCUUCUCUAAACGUAUAUAUUCCGAUUCAUUAGAAGACUCUGAACACACGGAUUCACGAAGACAUUCGGAAGCGGAUUCCUUAAAAUCAGAUCAAUCGGACGUUAAAGCCAAAGUGUCAUCGAGUGAUUUUGACGAAAGAGCGGAAUAUGAAGAAACUGUAGAUUCAGGCAGUGGUUUUGGAGAUGAAAAAUUCGAAGAAAGCAUUGGAUUUACUUCAAUGAGAAUUGAGUCUCAGUCUUUAGAAAAACAGGACUCUGAAUCAGAUAAAGAACCAGAAUUAAUAUUUAAGAAAAUGACCCCGAAACGGCAUUCGCGGACCGAAUCAGUAUCUAUCACUAAACUUAGUGACUUGCAGAAUGAUAUCGAAACUCCUAAACUUAAACAAGAGUUCCAUAUUUUUGUAACUGAAGCAGAAGAAAUUGAUAAAUCAUUUGAAAAAGACGAAGGUUCUGAUAAAAUCUCAUCUGAAAGUAGUCGAGAAAUUGAAAUUUCUGAAAGAAAAUCUUCAGAAGGUAUUUCUGAUAAAAUUAGCUCUGAAGAUGCUGUAACUGAAAAAAAGACAUCUUCCGAGGAAGAUGCUCUGAAAGAAAAAGAUCAAGUUUUGGAUGACGAUAAAGACAGAACAGAAUCGAUUAUGAAAGAGGUUUUCAAAGAAAUGGAAAAAGUAGAUACCAAAUUGUACAAAGAAGAUACAGUUGAAAAAGUUGAUGCUAGUAAACGGCAGUCAGUCACUUCAGCUGGAUCUGGUUCAGUAACUGAACUCCGUUUAGAAGAAAAGCGUUUAUCUGAUGCAUACAGUCUAACUGAGUCAAGGGAUUACACAUUUGAAGAAUCUGAAGAUGAUAUUGGUACACAAGGAACACAUGUAGAUGUAUCCAAAGAAAGGGUAGAAAUAAAAUUCGAAACUGAUAAAACUAAAAUAGGAAAAUCAAGUGAUUCUAAAUUAGCGAAAUUAACGCAUGGCGAUUCUUUGGAUGAUGUCGAAGGAUUUCCUGAGGAUCAUGUAACAGAUUACGUUCAUAAAUUACCGCAGAUAACUGAAGUGGGAUCUGUUCAAGACAAAGAAAUUGUUAAUGAAUUUUUGAGCCGUGAACGAGAAGAACAAUUAAAACGUGAAACGGCUAUUAUCACGCCAAAGUCAGUUGAAGCAUCACCAUCCAAAAUACUAAAAGUAUCACAGAUAAAAACUGUAUCUAAUGCUGAAGAUCAGUCAUCAGAAAUAAUAGAGACUAAUAUUAUGAAAAAAGAUAUUAUUAGUUCUGUAGAGAGUAGUAGUAAAUUUGAUGUUACCAAAUUACGUACUGAUACACUAGGCAAAUUCAAUUUAGAGGAUGAACAUGAAGAAACAAAGAGAUAUGUGCCUAAAGAUUUGGAUUUGAAAGAGGUUCCUGAAAUUACCAAAGAACAAGUUAAACCAGUAAUUGAUGAUAUCCUACAAAAAGGAACUAUUGUUGCCGCUGCAAGAAGUCCAAUCCUCGAAAAAGACAUGAAAAUUGUGACAAAAGAUAUUAUGGAAUCCGAAAGAAGAUCAUAUGAUGCCAAAGUUCCACAUAAGGAAGAACGAAGACAUUCGUGUAUUAGUCCUGCAAUUUCUUUAGAAAGAAUAGCAGAAUCAGAGGUUGAAAGUGAGGAAGAAGAACUGCCUAAAUCCAUGGAGAUUGUCCCUGAAACGCGUAUAAUAACUGAAAUAAGUAAUGAAAUGAAAAAAUCUGACUCUGCCAUGAAACAAAUGGCUGAUAACAUUGAAAUAAUAAUUAAACAAGCAUCUGAAGAUAUAGAUGGUUCUUCAGAAGAGCAAAUAAUUGAGCCCGCUGAAAUACAGGAUAUUUCUGGACAAGUAUCUGUCGACUCUAUUAUAGAAGAAGCUGUGACAACUGUAGAAAAGUUUUUUGAGUCACCCAAUGAUGCGAAAGAAAUGGAAAUAGAAACUAAAAAAGAAGUCGUUUAUGAAGAGACUAAAAAGUUUGCAAAAGACAGACCAGGUUUGAUUAAAUCAUUAUCAAGAGAUAGUGGAGAAAUAGUAAUAAUGCCAAAGAAAAAACAUCCUAGGACAUUUUCUGUACAAAGUUCUCCAGAUGAAGUUGAAGAACAAAUUUACACCGACUCUGAAUCUGACAUGGACAAAGCAAAAGUAUUAGAAAUUAUUGAACCUGGUUCUGAUCUUGAUGGUAAGAUUGCUGUGUCUAGUUUUGAUCCACGAAAACUAAGAACUGAUUCAUUGGACGAUGCUGAUGACUUUCCCGAAAAAGAGAAUGAAUAUUUUGAAGAAGAUGAAAAGUAUACCAACGCACCAGGAACUAAAUUAAAAGAGAAUGCAGAAAUUACUUAUAGUGUUGCACCUAGUAGCAGUGGGGCACAAAUCGAUACAGAAGAUGACAAAUCGUCAGAUAAACUUCCAAAGAAAACUCAUUUUGUUGAUAGAAUAUUGCACACAGAUUUAGUAUCAAAAUCUACUACAGAGUCUUCAGUUACAACAGUUGUAUCGACAUUGACAAAGUCAUCAGAUGAAGAUCAAAAAUCAAUUUUAGAAGAAGGAACAUCCACUGAAUUAUCUAAGCUUAGUGGAGCGGAACUAAUAAAAGAUCCAUCUAAAACCUCAAUGGAUGCAAAAGAAGAUCCAAAAGUAGAAGAGCCAGUUGAAGACCGUGGCACUCCUGACUUAUCCAAAAAGUCUGUUGAUUUAACAAAAGAUUAUUCAAAAUCUUCGAUUGAUAGUAAAGAUACCUCUCGAGAUUUUGCUACAAAUGAAUUAUCCAAAGACUCAACAGUGGACUUAACUAAGGAUUAUUCAAAGGCAUCGGUUGAAAGUGUCAAAGAAACAUCAAAAUCAAUUGACGAGAAAACUUUUUCCGAAGACCAUUCUUCUCUAGAAGUCUCCAAAACCCUUGCAUCAGAUGUAUCAGAUGGUAUUACUAUAAGCAGGGACUUCCUCGAAGAAGAAAGAUCUGUGUCUAGAAUAGUCAAAGUAUCAAGCAGCUCUUCACAAGAAACUUCUGUUAUGACUGAAAGUAAAUUACUUAGUGAUCAUGAAUAUUUAGAUAAAACAAGAACGCUAGAGACGCAAUCUGAGAGAGAUUUUAUAGGAGAAAUUGAUGAAAGAAUAGCUGAACUGAAAUCAGAAUUCAAAAAAGAAGAUAUUGUUCAAGAAUCGUCCAAGCAAGAUUUAUCUGCAUUAGAUAAGCAUGUCGAAGAAAAAACUGACGAUCAAGAAGUAGAAAAUGAAGUACCAGAUAUGAGUGAACUCAAUAGAAGAUGUUCUAAUUUAUUGGAAGAUAUAUCACAAGGAGCUUUAAUAAGAAUUGACUCAACACAUGUAACGCACGAUCUCACAUCAAAGUUCUCUAAAACUCCGCCACCUUCACCAGUAGAUCUCCAUUUAAAAGAUAAAUCAAAGUUGGAAGAAAGUACUGGCGAUAAACACACCGGGCUACAACUAAAAGGUACCGAUUCGUCAUUCCUGGAUGCUAGUCGUCAGUCCCCGAGGGCUUCAUCAGCUGGUGACAGCCUUAUUAGUGAAACUGAGGCCCAUCAAAGUGAUAUAUUAACGGAAGCAUCUAAGGUAUUGACCGAAGCCGCCAGGCCGAAAUCUCCUACAAAACACAUCGCCGAUAAUUUGUCAUUUAUAAAUGUUGACCAACCGACCCUUACAAGUGGAGCUAUUGAACUUGUUGAUCGUACAAUAGAAAAAAGCAUUGACGUAAUCGAUCAAAUUAAGAAAGAGCAACUUGCAGUGAAAAUGGAAGAAAUGCAAAAAUCAAUGACAUCUGAUACAUUCUUUGCUGGAUCAAGAGUAGAAACAUCUACAUCUUCUUCUUCAGUGCAUAAAACAUUUGAAGGUUCUGAAUUGAAGUUCCAGUCAAUCGAUCCACAAGCAGUUAUAUCCGAUAUGGUUGCCAAGUUUGGUUCCACUGAAGAAUACAGUACAAUUUUAUCACAUAAAGAAACAGAAACAAGAAAAAUUUCUGGACAAGAGUACUUUUCAGAAACUAAACAAGUAUCUUCUUCUGAUGAUGACUCACUUAUAAUUAAAACUGAAACCACACAUGAGCUACGUGGUCAAGAGCAUGAAACUAAAGAAAAAACAACGCUUCGCCGAGAAGGUGAUCAAACAGAAACAUCUUUAAAGAAAUUGGAAAAGGCUCAUGAAGCCUCCGCUAAAAGAUCUGACGUAGAAACUAAAACUGUAUCCAAAAGCACAGAUGAUACCGAUAUAGUGAAAGUGGAGCGUGAAUUUUUAGAACAAGGAUUAUAUACAGGGCGUCAGACUAAAUCAGAAGAAAGAAUGACUGCGCUUAAAGAUGACACUGUAAAGAAAAAACAUGAAGUGAAAAUUUCUGAGAGAGAAUUGUCACAUGAACAAUGGGGUAAGGAAUAUUUUACAGAGCCAGGUGAACUUGAAGAUAUAAGAGAAGAUGAAGAUUCAAAAUCGAGAACAGCGUUUAUAGAUUCAUCUUUAAAAAUUGUAGAAAAGGAUGAAAGGGUUUCUUGUGUUGAAGUAUCAGCAAAAGGUAAACUAAUCAGUUCAAAAAUAGAGCAUCACAAAGAAGAAUCUAUUAUAGAGAGUAAGGAACAUGAUGAUCUUAGUUCCGAUGUAUCUCAUGCAACAAGUUUCAAAAGUGAAACAGUUGAAAGACGAGGUUCUUCUGAAAGUAGCCCUAAAAGUAAAUCAAAGUCUUUCAAAAAAGAUGACGAAGUCUAUGAAGUAGAUUUCAUAAAGGAAAUAAAAGUGUCUACGUCCCCUAUCAAGAGUACAUUUAGCAGAACUGGUAGUCAAGAUACACAAUCUGAAUCAGAAAUAGCACCAGAUUUACCUCAUGAUGAUAAAACUAAUGAAACACCAAAAAAAGAAAAAUUCGCUAAAUCUCCAGUUAAGCUUCCAUUACAGCAACUACAAGACCAAGUUUGGGAAGUUUCAUUACAAAAAACAGAUUCUUUUGAAAUGGCCGAUGAUUUUAUUAAAUCACCUAAACUUAAAACUACUACAAGUGAGACCACCUCAAUCACCACAAAAAGUUCUGAUAGUGAUGGUGGUGAAGUACAAACAGUAAUGGAUACGAAACUUGAUGUAAUAGCAAAAACAUUAAAGAGUGACAUGUCUCCAAGCACAUUAGAAAUUUCUGACGAUAUGAGUAUUGCGUCAAAAGACAUCAUGAUUAAAUCUGGGGAAAGUAUUGAUACUGAAUGUAUGAUAAAAUCGUUAGAAUCCCAUGAAGGUGAAGCUUUACAGAAAUCAAUAGAUUCAACAAUGAGCGCUGAAACUUUGCAUGCAUCGGAAUUUUCCACAGAAGUAGAUUCAGCAUUUUUAACUGGCACCGCUACUGAUAGAAAGGAAGAGGUUAAGUUGGUUAAAGAAAAAAGCCUUGAAGAUAUUUGCAGUAGUGGUUAUGACACUGACCUCUCUUCUGCUGAGUUUCAUGCAACGAAACUAGAGUCAGAACGAGUGGAUUUUGAUUCUCUAAUGUCUGCUCAACCACUCGCUGACUUAUCAGUUUUGGAAAAAACUAUAGAUGAAGUUAAGCAGUCUCUUGAGGCAGCACAAGUUGAAAUAAUUAGUGAAAAAAGUGAUGGUAGCAGUAAGUAUAAACAGUCACCAUCAGAGUUCCAAUUUAAGCUCUUGAUCAGUCCAGAUAGACCUGAAGUCAUAACAGAAGAACCACUCUAUUCUGACGAUCAUAUAGACAAAGCUAUUUCUGAUAGUGCGGUGGCUGAAAAACACUUGGAUAGUCAAAAAUCGGAUAGUGUGUCUCAAAAAAUUAGCUCCCAAGACGAAACAACAAUUUCAGAUGAAGAAAAAGACACAGUUCAUAUUAAAGAAUCAAGUGUUCCGUUAGAUGGAGCAGAUAUAUCAAUUAAAUCUGAUAGUGGUCCUCAUUCAAUCUUGGAAACUGAAAGUGAGAUUAUUUUGUCGGACAGGGAUUGUUCUUCAAUAGGAAGUCCAGAAGUAAAACUCAGAGUUCAGAAACAUAUUAAAUCCAAAUUGGGAGUAGUAGAAAGACGUUCGGCUUCAGAAGUUGAAGGAUGGUCUAGUUCAGGUGAAAGCCACUAUCAUAGUUUCGAUCACACAGAAAGUAGGCCACUUUCAUCUGACGUUGAAGUUAUGAUGACAGCUCAAAGUGCCACUGAAUUUGACACAGCACUUACUAGUCACGAUGUGUCUUCGCAGUCACUAAGAACUUCAAAAGACUAUUAUACAGCUGCCAGUUCGCUUACUUCAAGAGACAGUAUGAAAAGCUUAGAUUCAGAUGGUUCUAGUCAUGUAGCUAGUAUUGAUAUUUCGGACGCAUCAGAAACCCUUGUCCCUUCUGCAAAUGAGUUAAAAGAAGAGUUAAUGGAAAGUAGCACUUAUGUUGAACAGUUUUUACAGGAAGGUGAAAAAGGGCAAUCAUUAAAAGUUAAAGACGUAAGCGAUGAAGAAGUAUCGGGUGAUGAGGAAGAACCUAAAGGAGAACUCAUAGAUGAACCAGUAGGGAAAAUGAAAAGGUCUCAUGAAAUGAGAUUUCAACCAAAAGACAUGAUACCAGAACAUUUUCCUCUUGAAAGCAUGUCAGAAAAUGUUGAAGCAGAGGAAGACUCCUCUAAGGAAAAGGACGGUUCUGAUACUACAAUAUCAAGUCAACUAAAAACAGAUGAAAAUCUUUCUUCAUCAAUUUCAAAACUAGAUUUACCAUCAUCACAGUCUGUAUUAGAAAUAGAAAAGAAAACUAAAUCUGAGGAUAAUAUUAAAUCUUCGUUCCAUGAAGUUCAGGCAAAACCAUUUUCAAUCACUAAAAUUGAAAAACCUGAAAGACAAUUUGUUGAUAUUGAAAGUGAGAUUAUUCCUGUUGGUUCUGAAGAAUAUGAAGAAAUCGUUAAACAUGGAACCUUAACUGCUAAGUCUUUAAAAUCUCCAAAAGAAGAAAAAUCAAUAAUUAAAACUUCAGUUUACAGCGCUGAACAAGUUCCUAGUAGUAGAUUUUCUGAAGAAAAGCUUAAUGAAGUGACAGAACAAUGUACAAAAAAAAUUGUAAAAGAGGUCAGUGUAAUACCUUUUCCGAUAACGGAAAUACCGCCUAGUAAAAGAGAAUUUGUCGACGUUGAAGCAGAAAUAAUUUUUGAAGGAUCAUCACAGUAUGAAGAAAUUCUUAAGUCUAAAAGCGAUUCCUCAGUUCCUAAAACAAAGACUGAAAAAUCUAUUGCAAAAACUCCGGAAUCUCAGUUGGAGAGCAAACAAAGCUCAACUUCAAGUUUGAAAACUCAUGAACAUCUGUCUACUCCACAAACUCCAUUAUCUGCACCAAGUCAGAGUUCACUGUCUACUGACAAUGGACGAGAAUACGUACUUGAUGAUAUGUAUGAUAUUUCUGAAACUCCAGAAUUGAGAUCUGAUUUAGUUACAGAGAAUAGUAAAUCGGAGCUUGUAGUAACAACAGAAGAAAGAGCUAUGCAUAGUUACGAAAAAGAACAAGAAUCCCCUACCAGUGAUGAAUUCGAAAUGGUUGAUAAGCCUAGUGAAAUGGAUGACUUUGUAGUCAUUGAAGAAGUUGCUAAGGAAGCUCAAGAAACCGAUACUGAAGGAAAAAGUGUACAAAUUAAGAGCCAAAAGUAUAUUAAAAAACACGAUACAGAAGUCGAAGAAUAUUUAUCAAAAGCUUCCAAAAAACAAGAAAGCACUAGUAGUGGGACAUCAGGAUCUUUAUCCGAUGAAGAAUUACUUCAGUAUGAAAUAGAACAAAAGCGAUUGCAAGCACAAGAAUUGGCUGAAAUUGAAGCGGGUAAGCGCUGGAUACAAAUGCAAUUUGAAGGUGAUCCGAGGUAUGAUUAUGAAAGGAUACCACUGGAAGACAUAAAAGAAGAGGAAAUGACUGAUUUUGAUGCCAGUAGAAUAGGUAGUUUGAGUUCACAAAAAGAAUCUAUCGGUAGUUUUGGAAGUUUUAGGAAUUCGUAUGGUAGCUUAUCUGAAUCAGAAAUGGCAUCUCGAAUAAGAUUCAGAGUGAAAGGAGAAAACGAUGAUAUAUCAAUAAGUUCACUGCAAGAAUUCGAAAAUCUUGAAAAAGCGUUAAUGGAACAGUAUCAACAAUACUCAUCGUCAUCACAGGAUUCCUUGAAUGGAUCCCUACCAAGAAGAUAUAUUCUUAGUAGAAGUCAAGGCGAUGAUAUAUCUAUUUCUAGUUUAAAAGAAUUUGAGGGCUUAGAAACUGCUUGUCUCGAAGCGCUAAGAGCUGAAAUUCUUGCCAAGCAAAAAGAAGCUUUACUAUUAGCUGAUCCUAAAGAGGUUAGUGGGAGCUUCUUAGAAAGAGAAAAACGUUCAUAUAGUGGAAGUUCAGAAAGUAGUCCUCCUCAAAAAGGAGGAAGCCCGAGUCAAAAAAGUGGAAGUCCAUCACAAAAAGGUGGUAGUCCUUCCCAAAAACUUGGCAGUUAUGGUAGCCCCUCUCAAAAACUUUUGACAGAUUCAGCAUCCAUACGGAAACUUAUUGAUCAACAAAUGGCCCUAGAGCAAAAGUUACAAGAACAGAUUACUCCUAAAGUAAUAACAGUGAAAAAAUUUGACGAUAGGGGAGCAUUUUUUGUACCAGAACCAGAUCCUGAAAAAGAAAGUGAAAUUAAGCCAUGUGAAGUUACUGAAGAAUGCAUUAAGACAUCGUCUUUUGUAUGCGCCGCAGCUCCGAGUGACGGUUCGGCUGAAUCAAUUCCUGGAGACUGUGAAGAAAUGAUGAAAAUAUUGGAUCAAGAAGAAAAAUCUAAGCAAUCACAAAUCGUCACUAGAACUAUCACAGAUGGAGGAACGAUUGAAGUUGUACGAACGACUACGGUCAUACAACAGAAAUUCGUAGAUGGAAAGAAAGUGUCCGAGACAGUAACGAGCACUGACGGAGAUGGUGCUGUAGAUAUUCCAUCAAAACCGCAACGUUUUGACGAAAUUUCCCAAAUGUCAGUAGGUUCUGAAAUGUCUUCGUCGAUAGUGUCACAGUCUUCAGAAAUGGAUAGUAUUAUGACAGUUUUAGAUCGGCAUACAUCAGAUGGCGAAACCGUGACUGUUACUAAACAUACUAUAAUUAUGUCCUCUGAGAAACCAGAAGAUUUGGAAUUUUCUAGAGAAAGUAGCACAGUACGAGAGCUUUCGCCCUCCUCAGGGAGAUCGAUAGCUCAUGGCAUUAUUGCCCUUUCUGGUAAACAUUUUACAGAUCCAGCUAGUGGUUCGUGGAGCGGCCAGGAUGAAGAAUUGAGCUCGUCUGGAAGUUUCAGCAGGUAA